GAGCUGGGGGGGGUCUUGAGCUCUCUGGGGGGGUGUCCUGGGGCUCCCCUGGGUUCAGUGGGGUGUCCCAGACCCCCUUGGGGGUGUCCCAUCCUCCUCAGGGUUCUGUGCCGGGGUGUCCCAGAGCCUCUGUGGGGUCUGCUGGGACUCCCGUGGGGUCUGUGUGGGGGUGUCCUGGGGUCCCCGUGGGGGUGUCCUGAGGCUGCCGUGGGUGUUCCUGGACCCCGCUGGGAUCCGAGGUGCCCCCAUGCCCCCCUGUGCCCCCCAGGGAGGUACAUCCCCUCCACGCAGCGGCCGGACGGGACGUGGCGGAAGCAGCGGCGGGUGAAGGAGGGAUACGUCCCCCAGGAGGAGGUGCCCGUGUACGAGAACAAAUACGUGAAGUUUUUCCGGAGCAAACCGGAGCUGCCGCCGGGGCUGAGCCCGGACACGGCCCCGGCGCGGCCCCCGGGGCCCCCCCAGGGCCCCCCCCCCGAGCAGGGGCUGUCCAAGGCCGCCCGCAGGAACCUCAAGCGCAAGGAGAAGCGGCGGCAGCAGCAGGAAAAGGCCCCGGAGCGGCCGCAGGACACGGACGGACUGAGCCCGGCGCUGGACAAGCUGUCGCUCUCGGAGCCCGGCGGGACGGGAGGGGCCCCCCCGGCCCAGGGGGGUGAAGGCGCCGGGAAUCCCGGGAAUUCCGAGCGCAGCCGCCGCAUCAAGAGCCUGCGGAAGAAGCUGCGGCAGGUGGAGGAGCUGCGGCGGCGCCUCGAGGCCGGGGGGCUCCCCCAGCCCACCCAGGAGCAGCUGGAGAAGCUGGGCCGGAGGAAAGCGCUGGAGGACGAACUCAGGGGGCUCGAGUCGGACUCGUAGGGGGGGUUGGGGGGUCUCUGGGGGGGGCUGGGGAGGGGGGAGGGCGGGGCGGGACAGGAUGGUUGUUCCCGGCGAGGACCCGGCGGCUCCUGGUUUUUAAUGGGAUCGAUGUGGGUUUAUGUGGGAGGGGGCCGUGCCCCCCCCCCGUGCCCCCCCCCCCCUUCCCCCCCCCCGCUCUGUGUCACCGCCCCCCCCCCCCCCCGGUUAUUUUUC
Neopelma chrysocephalum (saffron-crested tyrant-manakin) is the source of this 1062-nucleotide messenger RNA. It is a transcript of the gene PYM1, whose product is annotated as PYM homolog 1, exon junction complex associated factor. The annotation marks the transcript as partial. Gene Ontology annotation, biological process: exon-exon junction complex disassembly. The record is from RefSeq and is a predicted model, not a curated record. Gene Ontology annotation, molecular function: RNA binding. Gene Ontology annotation, cellular component: cytoplasm; exon-exon junction complex. The transcript is spliced from 2 exons. Lineage: Eukaryota; Metazoa; Chordata; Aves; Passeriformes; Pipridae.